GGAUAGUUUUGUUUUUGUUGUGCUCUUCCAAUCCAAAUAUUACUGCAUAGCCCGUGAUGAAGUUUCCCAUUUAAGAUAUCGACUCUAUCAACAUGAAAACCCUAGCAUGAUAGAAAAACAAGCAUUAAAAGCAUAUAUAACCAACAUGAAUAAAAAUACAUUAUUAUACCUGGUCGUAUUUUUAUCAAUCCACAAAGUGUAUAUAAUUAAUCAAUAUUAUAACUUGGGAUCAUAUUGAAUGUUUGUUCUCAAGAGGCAUAACAUCUGCUUAUCUGCAUGAAUAAACUACAUACACAUAAAAUUCAAGAUACCAUUGGUUAGUAAUCUUUCUUUUAAAGGUUGUUGACAAUUUCAAAAGAAGAAAGAAAAAAGUGAUAAAAGUGAAAAUACAGGAAGUUAAGAAGCUUAUCUAUAUCCAUACAAUGGAAUGGAAUGUACAAGACGGACACAGAUACAGACAGACAGACAGACAGACACAGUUCUCUUCUUGCCUAUGAAUGACUCACUCAUUUGAAGAACAGCUGAGCUGAGCUGAGCUGAGCUUGACCCAGUUCUCAUCCAUGGCUUCUUUCUCUGGCCUCUCUCUCAAGUGCUGUCCUUGGUCUCUUCCUCACUCUCUCAACCACCGCUCCUUCAACUCCAACUUCAAUCCCAAUUCACUCUCUUCUUCUCAGUCUCAACAUCAACCCCUCCCUCCCGACUUCACCUCCAAGCAGCUUCUCGACACCCUUCGUCGCCAGAAUGACGAGUCCUCCGCGCUUCGCAUCUUCGACUGGGCCUCGAAACAGCCUAAUUUCUCACCCACUACCUCCAUCUACCAGGAGAUUCUUCGCAAACUCGCCAAGGUUGGCUCUUUCGACUCCAUGACCAAUCUCCUUCUCGAUAUGAAGCGCUCCGCUUGCCCCGUAGAUAAAGGUACGUUCUUGAUUUUCAUCGAGAGCUAUGCCCAGUUCGAGUUUUAUGAUGAAAUUUUGGGUCUUGUCUCACUCAUGGAGGAUGAGUUUGGGGUGAAGCCCGAUACCCAUUUCUAUAAUUCUUUGUUGAAUCUUCUUGUGGAGGGAAACAAGCUCAAACUGGUUGAAACUGCGCAUUCUGGCAUGGUUAGUAGGCAAAUUAAGCCCGAUGUUUCGACGUUUAAUGUCUUGAUUAAGGCCCUUUGCAGGGCUCAUCAGAUUAGGCCUGCCAUUCUGAUGAUGGAGGAGAUGCCCAGCUAUGGUCUUUCCCCGGAUGAGAAGACAUUCACCACCAUUAUGCAGGGUUAUAUUGAAGAAGGUGAUAUCCGAGCUGCCUUGAGAAUCAAGGACCAAAUGCUUGAAUCUGGCUGUUCUUGUACCAAUGUCACCGUCAAUGUCUUGAUUAAUGGGUUUUGCAAAGAGGGUAGAAUUGAGGAAGCUCUGAGUUUUAUUCAGGAGAUGGCCAAGAGGGGCUUCCAUCCUGAUCACUUUACUUUCAAUACUUUGGUGAAUGGUUUAUGCAGGGCUGGGCAUGUUAAGCAAGCUCUGGAGGUCAUGGAUGUGAUGCUUCAGGAGGGAUUUGAUCCUGAUAUUUAUACAUACAACUCGUUGAUAUCUGGGCUGUGCAAAUUGGGUGAGGUUGAUGAGGCUGUGGAAGUUCUCAAUCAGAUGGUUUCAAGGGAUUGUUUCCCUAAUACUGUCACUUAUAACACUUUGAUUAGCACCUUGUGUAAGGAGAACCAGGUCAAAGAGGCAACUGAACUUGCUCGUGUUCUUACAAGCAAGGGGAUUUUACCGGAUGCUUGUACCUUCAAUUCCCUGAUUCAAGGUCUCUGCUUGACCAGUAAACAUGACCUUGCAAUGGAACUGUUUGAGGAGAUGAAGAGCAAAGGCUGCCAGCCUGAUGAGUUUACUUACAACAUGUUGAUCGACAGCCAUUGUUCUAAAGGGAGGAUUAGGGAAGCUUUGAAUCUUCUUAAAGAAAUGGAAUCCAGUGAUUGUGCCCGAAAUGUGGUGAUAUACAAUACUUUGAUUUAUGGGCUGUGCAAAAAUAAGAGGAUAGAAGAAGCUGAGGAGAUUUUUGAUCAGAUGGAACUUCAAGGGAUUUCGAGAGACGCAGUGACCUACAACACUCUCAUUGAUGGGCUAUGUCAGAACAGGAGAGUGGAGGAAGCGUCUCAACUAAUGGAUCAGAUGAUAAUGGAAGGCUUGGUCCCUGACAAGUUCACCUACAAUUCUCUUCUCACAUAUUUCUGCAGGAAUGGAGAUAUCAAAAAAGCUGCUGAUAUUGUUCAAAACAUGACUUCAAAUGGGUGUGAACCAGACAUUGUCACUUAUGGGACCCUUAUUGGGGGGUUGUGUAAAGCAGGUAGAGUUGAGGUAGCAAGUAGACUCCUCAGAACUAUCCAGAUGAAGGGGAUGGUUCUGACUCCGCAGGCGUAUAACCCUGUAAUACAAGCACUAUUUAGAAGGAAGAGAGUGAAAGAAGCCAUGAGAUUUUUUAGGGAAAUGAUGGAGAAAGGCGAUCCUCCGGAUGCUAUAUCAUACAAGAUUGUGUUUCGCGGGCUUUGUAAUGGUGGAGGGCCGAUUGGAGAAGCUGUUGAUUUUGCGAUUGAGACGACAGAAAGAGGAUUCAUUCCCGAGUUCUCAUCGUUUGUCUUGCUUGCUGAUGGACUCUGUGCUUUGUCCAUGGAGGACACCUUGAUUAAGCUUGUGGAUAUAGUCAUGGCGAAAGCAAAGCUCUCAGAUAGUGAAGUUUCCAUGAUAAGAGGUUUCCUCAACAUACGUAAAUUUCAUGAUGCCUUGGCUACUCUUGGUGGUAUCUUGAAUAGCCGGACGCCUAACAGAGCUUACCGGUACAGAUUAAGGUGAAAUGUGCUUGUGUUCAUCAGAUUUGGAGGUGUCAAUGGAAGGGUUUAGUGUUUUGUCAGAUAAUGUUGUAGAAAGUCAAAAUUUUUGUUAUACAGGACUUUGAUGGAUAGAAGAGCUGUGGCAGAGGAGGAGGUAACUAUUUUGACUAGUAUAUGUAGUCAUCAUUAUCCAAUCUGGUUGUUGUAUAUUCUAGGACAUUAAAUUGUUAAAGUUUAUACUUGAAAUCCAAAAGGGUGAGAUAGUGAUCUUUUGAUGUUCCUUA
Humulus lupulus (European hop) is the source of this 3087-nucleotide messenger RNA. Its product is annotated as pentatricopeptide repeat-containing protein At3g53700, chloroplastic. Gene Ontology annotation, molecular function: protein binding. The record is from RefSeq and is a predicted model, not a curated record. NCBI's taxonomy places the organism in Eukaryota, Viridiplantae, Streptophyta, Magnoliopsida, Rosales, Cannabaceae. The coding region runs from base 561 to 2825 and encodes 754 amino acids. The transcript has a single exon.